Messenger RNA from Diachasmimorpha longicaudata, 3746 nucleotides. Its product is annotated as glutamate receptor ionotropic, kainate 2-like. Gene Ontology annotation, molecular function: glutamate receptor activity; transmitter-gated monoatomic ion channel activity involved in regulation of postsynaptic membrane potential. Gene Ontology annotation, biological process: modulation of chemical synaptic transmission; monoatomic ion transport; synaptic transmission, glutamatergic. Bases 1069 to 3603 code for a protein of 844 amino acids. Gene Ontology annotation, cellular component: postsynaptic density membrane; plasma membrane. The transcript is spliced from 17 exons. The record is from RefSeq and is a predicted model, not a curated record. Lineage: Eukaryota; Metazoa; Arthropoda; Insecta; Hymenoptera; Braconidae.
GAUGAUUGUCACAUUUUCGUCGACGGUUGUUCAAUAUCUUCGCUGGAGCAGUUGCAGAUGUGUUCGGUACAUGAGCCCGUGAAAAGUGCGUCAAGAGAAACUGCCUGUGUACUACGUGGAGAAGUCAGGGGGAUGUGCCCUGUACCCCAGAACUUACCCUUACGCUCAUUCAUUCCUCUCUCCCUGGGAAGACUUCUGAGGGUUGGUUUUGUUUUAGUGCAGAUAUAUUUUACGAUGAGUUUUCUGAUUGUCGAAUAAUCAUGGGACAAGUGCAUCUUUAUGAGCGGUUUUAAUUUCAUCACUUUGGAAAAGACAGGGAAAUUCAGGAUAAGAAAGUUCGGAACUUUCCCAGGGCUCGUCACCGAGGAGCGAAAAUAUAAUUACGAUUUGCCAUAUGGCCAAGUCAAAGUGGUAAAUUUAGCAUAAAGUAAGUGUAAAUUUAGCUUAGCCGGCUACCAUUAAAUGUUAGGGAUGUAUUUGUUGCUUUACGAUUGUGUGUUUCGGAAGUAGUGUACUAGCUCUAACGUUUAAAUCAAUUCUGUGAAGUUCAAGAUUUUAUCUAACAAUAUUUCAAAUUCUACAAAUAGACGACUGAAUGAUUGCGACAAGUCUCGAGUGUGUUCAUUCAACUUUGUGAACGUUGUCAGCGCGUGCUGGCAAAGUUUGUCGAAUUUCAUAUCAGAUCAUAAUAUCAUCAAGAUGACUCUAUUCCUGAUAACGACGUUCUUUCUGGCUGCGGUUCCGGCAGGAUUUGCUGCCCCAAAACUCUUGAAAGUUGACACCCACUCGAUAGCUAUACACCAGCAUUUCUUCCCCGAUUGCUCCCCAACUCCUCGACUGAAGACCAUCGAUACGACUUCCCAAGCGGUUUAAUCCUCCGUAGUACAAUCCGGACUGGCCAGAACCCUAGUGGAACCUUCUGCCGGACUGACCAUAAAGAGAUAGUACUACUUCAUUGUGGUAGGCCACCACACCGUGCCUACCGGAGCCAUAUUUCACGAAGAAGAGCAUGUAAACUACUUGGCAUUUACCAGAGCUUUUAAUGAACUACAAAAGGACGCUUUUUUAAUGAGCUACGAGCUUAAGCCGAUUAUCAUAUGGGUGAAUCACAGCUCAGAUAGCUACAUGACUCACCUGGCGGCUUGUCGUCUCAUUGAGGAACAGGUAAUAGCGAUAUUCGGACCUGGAAAUCCAUUCACAAGCGAUAUCGUCUCCACUAUCACAUCGAGAUAUGAUAUUCCUCAUAUCGAAUAUAUAUUCAAACGCACCGACGAUUCUCCCCUUUUCAAUUCAACGAUCAAUAUUUAUCCUGAUGCAGAAAUCAUCGGGGAGGCACUCGCAGAUAUUUUAAACAGCACACGCUGGACGCAGUUUACUGUGCUGUAUGAAACGAACGAUGGAUUAUCACGAUUCCAGAAUUUAUUGGAGAACCAUGGACCAAAUGACUUUCCUGUAACAAUACGCCAAUUAAACCCCAGUUACGACAAACUGACAAAUGAACCGGAUUAUCGACCUCUAUUGAAAGAAAUCGCCAAUUCCUCGGAUUUCAAUCUUAUUAUUGAUGUUAUGCCUGACAAAAUAAAAAGAAUUAUAGAACAAGCUCGGGAGGUGAAAAUACUUCAGGAAUAUUGGCACUACCUGUUUACUGGUUUGCAUUCUAACACUGAGAUGAUGGUGGACGCUCUCAAUAAAUCCAAUGCCAAUGUGACUGUACUUCAAUUACUGACCGAUGAAAUCAAUGAAUAUAAUCUGACUACGGUGGAGAGCGCUGUGCUUUUUGAUGGAGUCUUCCUCCUCAAUGAAGCCCUAGAGGUCUUCAAAGAACGAAACAAGAAUGAUGAGGAUGAGACAAUAGACAUUCAACCAGGUUCAUAUACUUGCAGUACUCCAGAAAAGUAUGCUGCAGGACUUAGUCUAGUGUCUCUCAUGCGACGGGUAACACUAGAUGGAACUGUCACUGGACCGGUGUAUUUUCGUGAAAAUGGCGGAAGAUCCUUCAAGGUAGCCUUCAAGGAAUUUUAUAGUGAAAAAAUCUCCACAUCUGGCUAUUGGGAUGAUGGAAAAGUCACGAUAAUCAGUACUCCAGAAGAUCGUGAAGCACAUGCUCAACAAAGCAUUGAAAAAAGAACGUUCAUAGUAACCACUAGAAAGGGUGAACCCUAUGUAAUGGACGUGUUAGAUGGAUCUUCUAGAGGUGCAGUAUUUCUAGGGACAACUACACGUUAUGAAGGCUACGCUGUAGACCUCAUCGAGGAGCUGGCAAAAAUACUCAAAUUUAGCUACAACUUUGAACUUGUGCCGGGUAAUAAGUACGGAAAUGAGGACGCCAACACGAGACAAUGGGAUGGCCUCAUUGGUCGCCUUUUACGACGAGAAACAGAUCUGGCAAUUUGCGAUCUCACGAUAACGAAAGCACGAGAAAUAGCUGUUGAUUUUACACUACCCUUCAUGGAUCUGGGGAUAAGUAUUUUAUUCGCUAAAUCAGAAACUAAAGAACCUGAGCUUUGGUCGUUUCUUUCACCGUUCUCUGCUGAUGUUUGGAUAUACGUGACAACAGCUUAUGUUUCAGUGUCUGUUUUACUCUACGUUCAAGCCAGGAUGGCCCCUGAAGAGUGGAUUGCUCCUCAACCUAGUACUACUGAACCUGAGGAACUUGAAAAUAGUUUCGACCUGAUGAAUUCAAUGUGGUUGACAGCUGGGUCACUUGUACAAGCAGGUUCAGAUAUUCUCCCCAGGGCUCCAUCAAUUCGUAUGGUGGCAGGCAUGUGGUGGUUCUUCGUCCUGAUUAUGGUAUCGUCUUAUACUGCCAAUCUAGCUGCCUUUCUCACUGCCACAAAAAAGGAUGUAUCCAUUGGUAGUGUCACGGAACUCGCUGCUCAAACGAAAAUCAAGUAUGGGGCUAUAAAAGGUGGUUCCACUGCUGGGUUUUUCAAGGGUGCGAAUACGUCAAUAUAUCAGAGAAUGUGGGCGGCAAUGAAUGAAGCAAAACCAACUGUCUUCACUGAGAACAACGACCAAGGUGUAGAACGAGUAGCAAAGGGAAAACAAACAUACGCGUUUCUCAUGGAAUCAACUGGCAUUGAAUACGCGAUAGAACGAAAUUGCGAUUUAAUGAAAGUCGGCGAUCUGCUCGACAGCAAAGGAUACGGAAUAGCUCUACCACCAAAUUCACCGUACCGCACUCUAUUCAGUCAAGGCAUUCUGAGGCUUCAGGAGAGGGGUAUCUUACGUCAGUUGAAAGAGAAAUGGUGGUUGCAGGGUAGUAAAAACUGUACUGCUAAUGAACCAGAACCGUCUUCGGGGGAGUUGACAAUGUCUCACGUUGGGGGUGUUUUUUUGGUUUUCGUAUUUGGUCUUUUCUUGGCAUUUCUCUUCGCAGUGUUUGAGUGCAUAUGGAACGUCCGGAAAAUUGCAGUUGAGGAGAAAAUCACACCUCUUGAAGCAUUUAUUGCUGAAUUAAAAUUCGCCGUGAACGUGACCACCUCGAAAAAGCCCGUGAAUAUAUCGAAAUCAGGCCAGAGCAGUCGUAAUUCAGGGAGAGGAUCAUCUCUGGAGCUCAAUAUUUUGGGUAACAAAGAUAACGCGCAAAUAGACUCAGAAUAAAUUACUGUUGUUCAUCAUGAUGACGAUAUCGUGUAAAAACAAUCAUCAACAGUUUAUUCAAAUAAUAGUAAAACUAUGCAUAUCGUAAAUUAAUUGCAUGAAUUAAAGCAAAUGUUAAAAAAACAAACAGAAAUAAGUAAUUU